Molecule: messenger RNA, 2021 nt
Organism: Patella vulgata (common limpet)
Lineage: Eukaryota; Metazoa; Mollusca; Gastropoda; Patellidae
Exons: 8
Coding region: 82-1125 (347 amino acids)
Source: RefSeq, a predicted model, not a curated record
UUAGAAGGGCUAUAGGCGUGUGGUUAAUGUUCAUGUGUUAAUGUUGGCGCGUGGUUGUUUGUUUCCUAGUGUUGAUUUGAUAUGACUUGCACGUUAAAAGUUAGUCAUGUGGCUGAGUAUAUUUAUAGUAUCAUUGAUGGGGUUUCAUCUAGAAUCUGUGCUGUCACAGUGUGGCCAGGAUCAAAUAGUGAAGAUGCCCCGGUUACCACAAUAGCACAAACACGACAGCCAGUGCUAGCUUUUGAUAGCGAGAUGGGUCGUUUUAAAGGGGCGAUUAUUAUAAAAUGUAAUGCGACAUCUGAAACAAAAUCAGAUAAUUACACCCUGUCCAUGGGUUAUUCCUGGUUUAAAAAUGGAAUAUACUGGAAUUUAUCUAAGAGUAGUAUUCUGAACAGUACAGAUAUUGAUUUAAGUUAUAAUGAUGAUGUAAUAUACUGUGUGACUACUGAUGAUCCUGGGUGUAUGACAGCUUUACAAGAUUUAAACUCUUCAUCUACUUUAAACACAAUAAAAACAGAUUCCAGAUGUGAGAAUGUUUUGGGAAUUUCUAACAAGUUUACCAUACGUGUAGAAUAUGGUCCGUAUAAUGUAAGCCUACAUCCAAGAAGUGAUAAUGUUACAGUAGUUAUUGGAAAUACAUUAUCAGUAAAUUGUACCAGUGAAUGUAACCCACCUUGUAAUAUCAGUUGGUAUAAAGAUGACGUGAUGUUGAGUAACCAGAAACAACUAAAUAUACUGGUUCGUAAUAUUUCAAACAAUGGAGAAUAUGAAUGUAGAGCAAGUAAUAAACAUGGUGCUACAAAUAAAUCUCUUAUUGUAAAAUUAGAGAAUGUGACUGUAGAUGAAGGUGUCGCCAGUGUUGUUGACAGUAUACCACUGGUCGUUGUUUAUAUUGUAAUACCAAUUUUCAUUAUAAUUGCACUAAUAAUCAUACUGAUAGUUGUCUACUGUAAGAAAAAGACCAAGAGCAAUAAAAAAAGUGAAAAGAUGAAAGAUACUGCUGAACUGAAUGCUGACAUCCCCUUGGUUACAUAUAAUAGACCUCCUACAAAUCGACCAGAAAAUAAUGUAACGUAUAUUAAGAGUUUGUUGGAAAAAUAUUCCAAAAUGUUGUACAGAGCAUAAUCAACCAAUAAUAGAGAGAAUUUAAUUUACGCCGAUUUACAGCUCGCAUGCCCACAGAGGAACAUAGUCCACAGUCAUAGCGGUGAUAGAGUUAUAUAUGAUAAGAUAGACUUCAGCAAGAUGGCGCCAACCCUCAAUCUACUAUAAAACCCCUACACCAAAGUUAAAUAUCCCAAAACGACAUUUAUUCUAAAAAGAUUUCAAGGAAGUCUCAUUUGCAGCAAAUUGUUUCAAUGGCAUUAAAAUUAGUAUUUGAACUGGAAAUGCACAGGACGUGAAUUGUAUAGAAUACAUUGACUGUUUAUUCCUGUGUGACGUUACGACUUGACUUCUCCAAUCUUCAUCAAGCCAGUACAAAAUAUGUAUUCAGUAGGCCGAUAGAUUAAAAUAGUUUGUCACAGCUAAGAACGAUCUUGAUGAAAGGGUCGAUGUGCAAUAUUUCCCGAUCUAACAGGGGUUCUUCUUAAUCACAUGUCUAAUACGCCAUACGCACUGCACUGUAGGGUAAGUUUGAAACUGUAGGAUAAAUCCUAAACUGUAGGAUACAUCCUUAACUGCAGGGUAAAUCUGAAAUUGUAGGAUAUAUCUGUAGGCUAAAUCUUAAACUGUAGGAUAAAUGUUAACUGUUGGAUACAUCUGAAACUGUAGUGUAAAUCUGAAACUGUAGAAUACAUAUGUAGGCUAAAUCUUAAACUGUAGGUUUAUCUGAAACUGUAGGAUAAAUGUUUAACUGUAAGAUACAUCUAAAACUGUAGGAUGAAUGUUAAAUUGUUAAACUGUAGGAUACAUCUUAAACUGUAGGAUAAGUGUUAAACUGUAGGUUAAAUGUUAAUGACGUUGAUCCCUUCAAUAUUAUGAUAAUCCUCAUAUUUUAUUAAAUUGUUCCAAAACCUCAA